CUGGACCAGACCUGGACCCAGAGUUCCUAGAAACACCACAGAGCUCACAUGUUCUCCAAAGGUUCUAGUAGAACCAGGUCCACUCUCCAUCUGGACAUUUUUUCGGCGUUGGCCGAUGUGCUCAGGCCAAACAGUUCGGCUGGACCCAGGGUCGCUGGCCCAAGAAGAGCGCAGAGUUCCUUCUGCACAUGCUCAAGAACGCAGAGAGCAACGCUGAGCUGAAGGGUCUGGACGUGGACUCUCUGGUCAUCGAACACAUCCAGGUGAACAAGGCCCCGAAGAUGAGGAGGCGCACCUACCGCGCCCACGGCCGCAUCAACCCCUACAUGAGCUCCCCCUGCCACAUCGAGAUGAUCCUCACCGAGAAGGAGCAGAUCGUCCCCAAACCAGAGGAGGAGGUGGCCCAGAAGAAGAAGGUUUCACAGAAGAAGCUGAAGAAGCAGAAGCUCAUGGCUCGGGAGUAAAUGUCAAUAAAACCCUGGUUUUUGUCACAAGA
This is a messenger RNA of Mugil cephalus (flathead mullet), 496 nucleotides long. RefSeq names its product 60S ribosomal protein L17-like. Gene Ontology annotation, molecular function: structural constituent of ribosome. The record is from RefSeq and is a predicted model, not a curated record. Lineage: Eukaryota; Metazoa; Chordata; Actinopteri; Mugiliformes; Mugilidae. Gene Ontology annotation, cellular component: cytosolic large ribosomal subunit; ribosome. The coding region runs from base 189 to 464 and encodes 91 amino acids. The transcript has 4 exons. Gene Ontology annotation, biological process: cytoplasmic translation.